Nezara viridula (southern green stink bug) is the source of this 234-nucleotide messenger RNA. NCBI's taxonomy places the organism in Eukaryota, Metazoa, Arthropoda, Insecta, Hemiptera, Pentatomidae. The record is from the annotation of a GenBank genome assembly.
AUGGAAGGACACCCAGAUGGAAGAAGGAAAAGAGGCAGGCCUAGACUUCGUUGGCUGGAAGACGUUGAAAACGAUCUUAGGAGCAUGGAUGUCGGAUGGAGAGAGGCAGCUAAAGACAGGCCAGUUUGGAAGAAGAUUCUUCCAAGGAGGCAAAGGUUCUGCAACGACCAUCAAAUGAUGAUGGUGGUAGUAAAGUCGGAAAAUGGUAGUUGGUUGUCUCUGUUGCUAAACUAA